AUGAAAAUCUAUUUGUUUUUCAGAUUGGAUCCAAAGAAGUUUAAGCUCAUUAAUGAUACGAUUUUGCCAAAAGCUGUCAGUUUUUGGGAGAAGGCCCUGUCGGUUCGCCGAGCAGAAAGUGUGAUUCGUCUAACCAGAAAAUGCAAUGAUUCGCAAGUGUUCAUCAAUAAUGGUUGGACCCACUGUAUUAAUACGUGUAAGGAAAAAACGGAGUGUGGGCAAGUCGAAGUCCCAGAGGGACAUCUAGACGCGUGUAGAGUUUGUAAUUCUACUGGCCAAAAUUGUGGAAUUGCUAAAGGUUCACAUGCUGGAAAAGGUAUUGUAGAUUCCGACUUCGUCUUGUAUGUAUCUGCCAUGGAAUCAGAAAGAUGCAAUAAAACUUUAACUGUGGCUUACGCCGCAUAUUGUCAACAGGAGAAUACUCUAGAUCGCCCAAUCGCAGGUCACGCAAAUUUAUGUCCCGAGAGCAUUAGUACAAGGCAACAAGACAUUGAAAUCUUACUAGCAACAGUCAAGCACGAGAUUCUCCACGCACUGGGUUUUUCGAUUAGCUUGUACGCAUUUUACAGAGAUGCUGAUGGAAAUCCACUUACUCCUAGGAGCAAAGAGACAGGGAAACCACCACUCAACGAAAAACUUGAAAUAUAUCAGUGGAGUGACAAGGUUAUUAAAACCUUCGUCAGGAACAACUGGCUGGUGAGAAGUGGCUAUGUUAAAAAAGAAGUUCAGAUGAUAGUGACGCCUAACGUUGUCCGAGAAGUUAGAAAGUUUUUUAACUGUAGUGAACUGGAAGGUGCCGAAUUAGAAGACCAAGGAGAGGACGGAACAGCUUUGACCCAUUGGGAGAAAAGAGUACUUGAGAAUGAAGCCAUGACUGGCAUACACACCCAGAAUCCCAUAAUAUCUAGAAUAACGUUAGCACUUAUGGAAGAUACUGGCUGGUACAUAGCCAACUACUCAAUGGCAGAUACAAUGUCGUGGGGCAGGAACCUCGGUUGCGACUUCGUCAUGAGAAGUUGCAAGGAUUGGAUCACCACAAAAUCCGCUAGAGGCUUUUCUAUUCACCCCUUCUGCAACAAAGUGAAAAGAGAUCCUUUGCAAACCGAAUGCACAGAUGAUCGGACUUCAGUGGCUCUUUGUAACCUUGUAGAACACAAGGAACCACUUCCAAUCAUAUACCAGAACUUUGAUAGCCUCCAGCACGUUGACAGCGGCAAGGAAGGAUUUUAUGGAGGGUCGAUAUCACUGGCUGAUUAUUGUCCUUACAUUCAGGAGUUCACGUGGCGAUCUAAAAAUGUAGUUGUGCGUGGAUCUCACUGCCAGUAUUCAGAAAAUAAUCCUACUCCUGACAUGAAUUUUGCUUUGGAAAAAUACGGUGAAAAAUCCCGUUGCUUUGAACACACCAAUCAACUGUGGGACGAGAGAUCGUGUAAGCAAGUGAGGCAGUGGGUACAUUGGGGAUCUGGAUGCUACGCUUAUAGAUGUGAAAAUGGAAGGCUUCAUAUAUUGGUGGGAAAUUAUUCUUAUGAAUGUUACCAUGCCAACCAGGAAAUUUCUAUUAGGAUCAUUAGCAAUGGCUGGCUUCAUAAGGGAGCCAUCGUCUGCCCUCCAUGCAAAGAAAUAUGUGCCAAAGAAUUUAGCUCAAGAGGUGAACGUUGCAAGGCUGGUGACGAAUCUCCCCCAUCUACAUCAUACCCAAGAGAUGACCUCGAGUGCAGCGGAGAUAUAACAGGAGUUAACGAUGUGGUCGUUUCUGCUGCAUUAGUUGUAGCUGUGUUUGUGAUCUGAUAUUGUAACGAAUACUUCUCAAAGUAUGAGAUAUUGGAAAUGAGAUUUUAGUGUUUUCACGACAUACAUAUUUGUCACGACUGAUUUUGCAAAAAAUACUGAAAUCUCUUCUUUCAGAAUUGGUUUUAAUAUUGUUACCGCUCAAAUUUUCGACAUAAAAACAUCCCAGGUUUAAGUAAAUCGAUAACAAUCAAUUUUUUAAUAUGUGAUAACCAAUAUACCAGGGAGUUUUCAAUUAAAAUACUUCUACAAUGAAGCAAAAAUGCAAUUAGUAUUUUUAGCACUAACAGUACCGUUCUAAGCUUAGUAUUUCCAGUUAUCCAGUUUGUUUUCGAUGUUGGCACGAUAUUUUAAAACUACAUAACUCUAUGGCAGCUCGGUGUUAUACAUAUAUAUGUUCUUCAGCUAGUUAAGUAGUUGAAUAUCAUUUUACACCAAUAACUUUGCAUUGCAUAUUAUCGAGUAACUGAGUAAGAAUGGAGUUCCUGGUGAACAUCAAAUUUCAACUACAUUAGUGUUAGAUCAAGUAACAGGGAAGAUCUAAGUGGAUAUUAAUCGAUUUUUAAUAUAUACUGAACAAAGACCAAAAAUUGGAAAGCUAGUUUUUCUAUUGACAUUUCGAUUUCUAUUCAACAAAUUCUUCUCACAGUAACAAAAAAAAAAUAUAGAAAAUAAUGAAAUUAUUUAAAUUUUGAGAACGAUUUCUAGACUCAUAUGGACCGUGCAUUUGAAGAUGUAAGUUCUACUAAAAAUAAUGUGAUAUUUUUGUUAAUAGAUACAAUACUCCGACGAUAAAGUAUAGCAUCACUUAUAGGCUAUAAUACUAUCAACAAUCAAUCUAAUGUAUUUAUAACAUCGUUAUUCUAAUAUAAGCU
Messenger RNA from Diabrotica balteata, 2663 nucleotides. The record is from the annotation of a GenBank genome assembly. NCBI's taxonomy places the organism in Eukaryota, Metazoa, Arthropoda, Insecta, Coleoptera, Chrysomelidae.